Messenger RNA from Papaver somniferum (opium poppy), 382 nucleotides. Its product is annotated as B3 domain-containing protein REM19-like. The coding region runs from base 26 to 307 and encodes 93 amino acids. Lineage: Eukaryota; Viridiplantae; Streptophyta; Magnoliopsida; Ranunculales; Papaveraceae. The transcript is spliced from 2 exons. Gene Ontology annotation, molecular function: DNA binding. The record is from RefSeq and is a predicted model, not a curated record.
UAAGAAGCCGUACUUUAAGGUCACUAUGUGUGCCUCAUAUUUACAACUUGGAUUUGUGCAUGUACCUGCGGCUUUUGCAACCCAGUAUUUGAAACAUGCAGUUAAGAAGGUCAUUAUAAGGGUUUCGGAUGGGAGAAGAUGGAAAAUUCAUUGUAUUACUAAAGAUGGAUAUAAACGUGCAAAGCUCUCCGAGGGUUGGGCCAAGUUCGUUUCAGAUAAUCACUUGAGUAAAGGUGACAUUUGUGUUUUCAAGUUGGUUAAUGAGGAAAGAUUCGUGAUGAAAGCUUCCAUUGUUCGAGUCUCUUAGAAUGGGGAAUAGAGUGGAACCGCAUGUACAGAGAAGGCAUAUAUGAAGCUACUGAAGAUACAUGGUAGUGUUGCA